GCGAGCGUCUGUCUGCUGUCAUCGGUGACGCUGUGCACUGGCACGGGCUGUGCCGUCCACCCGACAGCGCGACAAAACAGUCUUCGGGGCAGACGCGUCCAACUACGGAGGAACGGCGAUGCAAAUGUCCGCAUGUUGAGCGAAAUUAAGCGUUUUUCGUGCACCGGGGUGUGGGGAAAAACGACGAAAGGAUAGCUUAUGAAAUAUUCAAAGCGCAGACUGCCGUUCCCCCCCCCCCCCCCUCCCUCAUCUUUGAUUCGACACGCAAAGGGGGACUAUAGAGAAUGCCAUGAGACGCUGCUACGACCGAAAUAGGGUUGGAUUGUCCUGAACAUUGCCUCGGUGUCUUCUGAUGGGAAAAUACAGAAAAACCAGCACACAGAUCUGAACAGAAUAGCUACCGACCGCGGACGCAAUCAGACACAAACCGGCGUCAUCACUUUCCUCCGAUCACGCCUUUCGGUCUUUUCGAGAUGAUCCCUGCCAAAUUAAGCUGAAGGUUGUUCAUAAAAUAUCUCCGUAGCACACAUGGGACAGCGUUUGAUCUUAAGGUAGACAUUGGUACUGCUUUUUUUUAUUAUUAAUCUCCUGCGCAAUUCAGCUCCCAGAGUCCAAUGUCAUUUCGACACCACGGGAGCUAACGUAUUACGCAAGGACGAAAGCAGGCGCUUCGCGGAUGUGUUUGCAGCGGUGAUGCAUAAGACGAACCUCUGCACGGAGAGGUUUAGGGUCGGACACACGGGGACGUGAGCUUCCCCAGAGACACCAGCGGACGGAUUCAGACCCGUUGGCAGGACAGACGAUUGGACAUUGUCGCGGAUUUUGCAAGCCUAUCCCAACAAGUGAUGCUUGGAGACGGUAUGACCAAUUUAGCGAGCGCAUUUGAAAGCGCUGUUGUAUUAUGGACACACGUAAACUGCCCUGCCUCCGCGGAUUGAAUAACGGUAAACAAACACGCCCAACAUUGAUCUGCCGUCAUAUGCCAGCUACCGCGGCGGUUUAAGGGGCUACUGGAGGUCAUCCCUCAAAGAAAUCACAACAAAGCCAUUAGCGCGACGAGUGGACAUCUUGAGGCGAUGUUGCCGGCCGCCGACGCUGCGAAGAUCUACCAGACCAACUACGUCAGGAACUCCCGGGCGAUCGGCGUACUGUGGGCGAUAUUCACCAUCCUCUUCGCCAUCGUCAACGUGGUGUGCUUCAGCCAGCCGUACUGGAUCGGCGAUGGCGUGGACACGCCGCAGGCCGGCUACUUCGGCCUCUUCCACUACUGCGUGGGGAACGGGGUGUCGCGCGACCUGACGUGCCAGGGCAGCUUCACCGAGUUCGGCUCCAUCCCGUCGCGCGCGUUCAAGGCCGCGUCCUUCUUCAUCGGCAUGGCCAUGAUGCUGGUGAUCACCUGCAUCGGCUGCUUCGCCCUCUUCUUCUUCUGCAGCACGGCCACCGUGUACAAGAUCUGCGGCUGGAUGCAGCUGGCCUCCGGAGCGUGUCUGGUGCUGGGCUGCAUGAUCUUCCCGGACGGCUGGGACUCUGAUGAGGUGCGGAGGAUGUGUGGGGAGCGCACGGAUAAGUACAGCCUGGGCGCGUGCUCCGUGCGCUGGGCCUACAUCCUGGCCAUCAUGGGCGUGCUGGACGCCCUCAUCCUGUCCUUCCUGGCCUUCGUGCUGGGCAACCGCCAGGACGGCCUGAUGACCCAGCAGCUGCUGGCCGACUGCAAGGACAGUGGAAACGCCUAAUCCAGGACGUCGUGAUAUUUGUGGCCGCCAGUAGGGGGCAGUGUUGCAUGGUUCAGAGGAUGGCCGUCCCAGCGAUGGAAAAAGAGAAGAGGAGCGAGAGAAGAGGAGGAAGAGGAGGAAGAGAGGAGCAGUGACUUCAGCAGAGGCCCACAGAACUCUCUCAACCAAAUGUAAAGAGACCCCAUUAUCUUCAGAACCUUCUCAGCAGCCAUUACCUCAUAUACACACACACACACACACACACACACACACACACACACACACAGGUAACCUUUUAUCAAAUAAAACCCAGACGGGGAAAAAAAAACAAAAAAAAGAAAAAAAAAUUUAGCCACAGGCAUAUCUAUAACUUGUAUUUCUGAAAACUCACCUGCGGUCUAAUAGUUAGUCAAGCACAAAAUGUGUAUUUCCUUUAUAAAGCCAGAGUGUGUUCAUGCGUUUGAAUCAGCCCCAGUGUGGCAGUAUUUUAGGAGGGGCGGAAGGGGGGGUUGACUGAGCCUCUGAAUUAAUUGCACCAGUGUUCGCCCCAGCAGGGCUCAUUCUGGUCUAGCAGAAGACCACAGCGCCCCCUUUAGGCUGGGCUGUGUACCUGCAGGCAUGACACCAGGCAGCCUGGGGGCUCAAAAGCAGGAGAACAUCGGUGUAAAACUAUCCCUGCGAUCGCUGAACAACCACAGCAUCAUUCUGCAUCUGUACAAGUCCGUGAUAGUUUCGCAUAUUCUAAGAAUCUACUUUGUAUACGCAGACGUAAAAAAAAAAGACAUCCGAUUCAUGCAUUGUUGUGUAAAUAGUUCGUGAAAAGUAUUUGGCCAAAAUGCACCAUUUGCCCCCCCCCCCCCCGAGUUAGUUUGAAAACUCUAACACACAAUCUAGCGGACAGAUUACGCAACAUACCACACAACAUGUCAAUCUGUCCCACACAUUGUAAUACACUAUUAAAAAAAAGCAGUAACAAUGUUGAUUAGCUAUGUUGAACGUGUUCAUAAUUUCUCAUCUUAAUAAACCUUAACGCUAAUGUGAUACAGGGUAUUGUAAAUAUAUAGAUUUUAUUUUUUAUUUACUUGUGCGAUUAUUGUAUAUCCAGCUAAUGCUGUUGUGCAUUUCUGUGGUUCCUGUCAGGGCUGGUGUGGGUGCAGGUCUCUGUGUUAGCCCAUGUUCAGCACCGACAAAAUGUAGAAAAAUGUUUAUUUGAACAGAAACGGACUGACGUAGCAUGGUUUGCUGCUAUGGCGUCUGAGAAGGCCACUCUGUACGUUCUCCAGGAUUCAGGCCUCCGUCAGUACUGAAUCGGGCUACACCCCCCGACACAGCCACCUAACGGGAGAGAAGAUCCCUCCAAAACCUGUCGUAAAACGCUGCACACCUUUAGGGGGAAACCUGUCGUUCAACACAGAGACUGCAGCACGACGGAGCGUGCCCGAUUCUACUGAUGGGGGUCCGGAUUGGUACCGAUGGUUCAUUAGCAUCAGGUUGGGCUGAAACAGAAACCUGCAUCCAGCCCUGUGCAGGAGGAUCGUUUUAGAGACCCAGCACACGCUAAAUUUAGGAGGAUCUCAUGCACAUCCGUGAACAACGUGGGGGGGGGGGGGGGGGGGGUGGCAGCUAGUGACACAAACACACAUCCGGUCUUGCGUGUGCGUGUGUGUGUGUGUGUGUGUGUGCGCGGAGCAAGCACAUGCUUUUCCGAGGGCUGUCUCCAUGGAAACGCAGGCGUAGAGCCCUGGUGGAUGCGCUGUUGUCAUGGAACAGGAAGGGCCGCGGGCUAUGCUGACGCAGCAGAACACAGGGACCCGACACAGGUGUGGCCAGCGCAGGGCUCUGCACCUGAGUAGAUUAGAGACAGUGACGCCCACAGGGCAGCAGGAAGUGCAUUCUCUUUGGUAAAUAAAAACACGUAUUUGUGUGUAUGCUUGUGUGCUAGGGGGAAGAAUCUGAUACACGGAGCAUAGGGGGGAAAGGGGGCUUUUUGAGCAUGAAUAUAGGCACCAUUGGGGGGAGGGGGGAGGAUCUUCAGAUCAAUUGGCGAAACAGAAAACCAAAACGCUGGCGCCCCUGGUUCUGCACAGCAGCCAGUCAGAGGGGCGAGUCUGCCCCACUACAUCUCAGCCCCCAUGACACCCACCUGCUCCACUGAGCCCUGGUCCUGCAGAGCUGCAGGCUCUGCCGGUUUCAGUUACCACCUUAAAAUCAGCACCCUGUUGAGACGCAGGUAACCAGUUGAGGGGAGUUCACCGUGUAAUCAACCGCUCUGAUGGAUUAAUUAAGUGCACAGUAACAAUGGAAGCCAGCACACCCUGCAGCACCAGGGCUGGGCUGAUGGUGGGGGUGGGUUAUCACAUCUGUAUGUACAUCACUGUAAAUAUCCAAUACAUAUUCUACUAUUAUUAUUAUUGUAAAUAAAACUGAAAGUAAAUAAAGGUUUCCAUCAUAUGA
Conger conger (European conger) is the source of this 4166-nucleotide messenger RNA. Its product is annotated as LHFPL tetraspan subfamily member 3 protein-like. The transcript is spliced from 4 exons. The coding region runs from base 1077 to 1733 and encodes 218 amino acids. Gene Ontology annotation, cellular component: plasma membrane. NCBI's taxonomy places the organism in Eukaryota, Metazoa, Chordata, Actinopteri, Anguilliformes, Congridae. The record is from RefSeq and is a predicted model, not a curated record. Gene Ontology annotation, biological process: sensory perception of sound.